AUGUANAACCACACUAACUGGCGCUGUCGCGCGGUUACGGUGGACCCAAAGAACACCAACCGGAUCCGAAUUGCUUGCCGAGAUGAAGCUGAACACCAGCUGGUUAAGAAAGCUGCAGAAGCAACAAUUGGCGCAGGAGCCCGGGUGCUCCGCGACGAUCUCUACCCAAUCAAAGUUGACAGUGUCAAGAAAGGAGCCGUGCUAGAUGAACAAGGCGAGAUCAGAGCAGGAGCCGCGGCAGCCUUCAGCGAGGAGAAUGACACCACCGUGGCCAAGAUCGCAUGGCUCAGCAGAAAGGAAAGUGCGAAGGCCUAUGGGUCAAUGGUGGUGUACCUGACCAAAGGCACCGAUGCACGAAGGCUCCUGGCCGAGGGGUUCUUCCACGCUGGGGGAGAAUCUGGCGUAACCAGCGCCUUUGAACAUCGACCGCGACCAACACAAUGCUACAACUGCCAAGAGAUCGGACAUAAGGCAUUCCAAUGCAAAAACACCCAGAAGUGCGCGAAAUGCACCAAGGAAGGCCACCGCCACAGCAUCUGCAACGAGACGGUCCUAAAGUGCGUUCCGUGCGGAGGCCCACAUGAAUCGUACAGCAGAAACUGUCAGAAGCUCUAUCCAGUGCAAAAUGAAUAA
This is a messenger RNA of Aspergillus calidoustus, 633 nucleotides long. The record is from the annotation of a GenBank genome assembly. Lineage: Eukaryota; Fungi; Ascomycota; Eurotiomycetes; Eurotiales; Aspergillaceae.